ACCGGAUAUGAAGUUUCCCCCCACUCUGGUCUGCGUUGACACACCGGCCAUCCAGCAGAUCCCCACAGAGCAGCCUCGACAGCCGUAUUCAGAGAUCCCAGCUCUCCUAGUUCCUGUUUCCGCCGCAGCCUUUCCACUCAAUUUUCUGGAGCACAAAUCUCGGCUGCCGCCGCGUCAGACCUCAGUCUCCACAGCCCCGGUCGGAUGCCGCUGGUAGCCGGUGUAUCAUGUCAAGGAAACAACUCCAAUAAAAGACUCCUGUGUGGACUGGAAGGAAACAGCAAGGCGGUGUGGGACAGGCUGGUCAACACGGAGCUGGGUGGAGGGGAGGAGUCAUCAAACGGGACAUCGAAACACAGACAUCAGAGCAUGCUAGCCAUGCUUUAGCACACGCAGGAAAGGCUGGUUGAUCGCUGGAGAAACACCGGCUGCCUUUUCUUACACACCCCUGAGCCACAAACAUACGCAUCGCCCUCUCAUCUGUCAUUUUCUGUACACCAUCCCUGCAAAGAUGCCGAUGCCAAGGGUGGCGCUGUGGCACUUGUGGUGACAGGGCCCAGAGCGUGUGUGCACAUCCGGCAGGCAGGCCGGUGGGUCGGUGGGUGUACAGGCACACCAAGAGGCAUUUCUGGGUGGGCAAGGUUGCACCAUGCGGCCCUGGGCGGGUUCAUGGCGUUGGAUUACCCUGGUGCUGUUGGCCUGGGGCACGCUCCUUUUCUACAUCGGUGGCCACUUGGUGAGGGACAGUGAACACCCAGAGCGGUCCAGCAGGGAGCUCUCCAAGAUCCUGGCCAAGCUAGAGCGGCUCAAGCAGCAGAAUGAAGACCUGCGGCGCAUGGCCGAAUCGCUCAGGAUACCAGAGGGUCAGGCAGAAGCCGGCUCCCUCGCUGCAGGGAGACUGCGCUCCCUGGAGGACCAGCUAACCAGAGCCAAACAGAAGAUCCACAGCUUCCAGAAACUCACUGGAGAUGGCCCAGGGCCCACUCAGGAGGAGCUGCGGAGGACGGUGGAGAACGGUGUUAAGGAGUUCUGGUACUUUGUUCGCAGCGAGGUGAAGAAAUUGGCCAACGCCGAGCUCAGCGAGAGGCAGAAGUACGCCGACACGCUCCUGCAGGACCUGGGACACCAGGAGAGGUCCAUCAUGACAGACUUGUACUACCUCAGCCAGGCGGACGGAGUGGGCGAGUGGAGAAUAAAGGAAGCUAAAGACCUGUCGGAUCUGGUCCAGAACAGAAUCACCUACCUACAGAACCCCCCUGACUGCAGUAAGGCGAGAAAGCUGGUGUGUAACAUUAAUAAGGGCUGUGGUUAUGGCUGCCAGCUCCACCAUGUUGUCUACUGCUUCAUGAUCGCUUAUGGCACCCAACGCACGCUCAUCCUGGAGUCCCACAACUGGCGCUACGCCCCCGGCGGCUGGGAGACCGUCUUCCUGCCUGUCAGUAACACCUGCACCGACCGCUCUGGGGCCACCACUGGCCACUGGUCAGGAGAGGCCCACGAUAAGGACGUCCAGGUUGUGGAAUUGCCUAUUGUGGACAGUCUCCACCCUCGGCCCCCUUACCUGCCCCUGGCAAUCCCUGAGGACCUGGCCCCGCGCCUGCACCGUCUGCACGGCGACCCCUCCGUCUGGUGGGUUUCCCAGUUUGUCAAGUACCUGGUGCGCCCACAGAAUUGGCUAGAGAAGGAGAUCCAGCAGACCACCGCCAAGCUGGGCUUCAAACACCCCAUCAUCGGAGUCCAUGUGAGGAGGACAGAUAAAGUGGGGACGGAGGCGGCCUUCCAUCCCAUAGAGGAGUACAUGCUGCAUGUGGAGGAGCAGUUCCAAAAUCUGGCCAGACGUGUCCACAUCGACAAGAAACGAGUUUACUUGGCCACUGACGAUCCAUCCCUGCUGCAGGAAGCCAAGACCAAGUAUCCAGACUAUGAGUUCAUCAGUGAUAACUCCAUCUCGUGGUCGGCAGGCCUUCACAACCGCUACACUGAGAACUCGCUGAGAGGAGUCAUCCUGGACAUCCACUUCCUGUCUCAGACCGACUUCCUGGUCUGCACCUUCUCCUCACAGGUCUGCCGUGUGGCCUAUGAGAUUAUGCAGACUCUGCAUCCAGACGCUUCCUCUUUCUUCUAUUCCCUGGAUGAUAUCUACUACUUUGGAGGUCAAAACGCCCACAACCAGAUCGCCAUCUACCCCCACCAGCCGCGCAACAGCGAGGAUAUUCCCCUGGAGCCCGGAGACGUGAUAGGCGUAGCCGGAAACCACUGGGACGGAUACUCCAAAGGCAUCAACCGUAAACUGAGUCGCACUGGCCUUUACCCUUCCUACAAGGUGAAAGAGAAAAUUGAGACCGUGAAGUACCCGAUGUACCCCGAGGCAGACAAACUGCUCAAUUCUCAAAAGAAGUAGAAAAAGAAAUGAAAAAAAAUAAAAGAAGAGAAGGAGUGAGGAGAAACAUGCAGACUCCGAUUCUAAGGAAGGAGGCUGCUUUUGUACAGAAGAGAGAGGCGUACUUAGUGCGCAAAGCUGGGAAGAAAAGAAAAAGCCUGUACCCAGGGCUGAUAGGAAUGAGAAGGCACUCUGUGUGUUUAUGUGAGAGCGUGCGUGUGUGUGUGCGCGCGGACGUGUGUGUGUGUGUGUGUGUGUGCGUGCGCACACUUGUGUAAAUGCCUGUGCAUAUGUCAGGUCAUGGAAGACCUACACCCUACUACUACUCCCCCUGCUCGAUGCUCUGACGUCGGGUCUGUAGAGAUGUAGACGUGAACAAUGAUUUUAAAUAAAGCAAGAAAACAAUUCAAAUCUACACAACUGACCGAACUCGCUCUCUCGAGACAAGACUGGGACUACUGUAAGACUCGCACGCCCCAGAGUGAGCUUUGAAUCAAUGACUGAAAAAAAAAAAAAAGAUGACAAACUGGGACUUCGAUUUUUAUUUAAUUCUUUUCAGUGGUUUUGAUUCUAAUCUUGCCUUUCUUCUUUUUCUCCAGUUUUUUUGUUUUGUUUACUGAAUGUACUGUAUCCUCUUCUUGCCAUGCUCACCGCUGCCCCCACCACCACCACCACCACCCCACUCCUCCUGCUUCACUCCCUGUGCUUCCUCCAUCUCGUCUUUACACGUGCAAUUAAUUUUAAAAUACCA
Molecule: messenger RNA, 3131 nt
Organism: Etheostoma spectabile (orangethroat darter)
Lineage: Eukaryota; Metazoa; Chordata; Actinopteri; Perciformes; Percidae
Gene: fut8b
Product: fucosyltransferase 8b (alpha (1,6) fucosyltransferase)
Exons: 10
Coding region: 650-2401 (583 amino acids)
Biological process (GO): protein N-linked glycosylation
Cellular component (GO): Golgi cisterna membrane
Molecular function (GO): protein binding; glycoprotein 6-alpha-L-fucosyltransferase activity
Source: RefSeq, a predicted model, not a curated record